GGCUCCUCUCAUCAGCCUCCUCUGCAUCAUACAUUAGGAGCGGGUACAGAGCCAGAGAGAUGCUGGUGAGACGUACGGAUGCAGUGUGCGGCACUUUAUAUAACAGCRUUGUCUCUGACUGAGUACGAACCGCUGGGCACCACAGUAUUCACUUUGCUGCAUUGCCUUGGGCCUUUAUGGCAAAAUGUGAGGAUGCCAGUUAAUUGUGGAUAAUAUACCUCGGGCUGAUAUCAAGAUGCAAGAGAUGAAUAAUUGAUUGUGUUCAUUGAUAGGCAUUAUAAUGUACAAUUUUAUGUGGCUAUUAAGUCUAUGGGCUAUCAACACAAUCAUAAUGGUGAGCCUAKUAAAUGACAGAUAAACUACAGAAUGCAAUUAGCAAACACUCAAKUUGCUCAACCUAAAGUGUGUGCAAGAUACAGUAGGUUAGUUACAUAUAKAUAGAAUGAUUCAUGACAUUUCUAUGGCUAGUUCUACAUAGCAUUAUGCUUGCCUUAGUCUCCCAUGCACGCGCACGACCAUGCGACAUGAGAAAAACUGCAGCGCGGUCCCUCGUGAACGUGCAGCUCAGAAUAUUGCCCGACAAGUAGCCCAAUAUCAAACCCAAACAGUAGCCUAUAAAACAAAUCCUGCAUAGUAAAGUGUUCGGGGUGGUGUGUGUUUGUGUGUGGGGCUGUACUUGCCGUGUCCGAUAGGCGGUGCUUUAGGGUUAUUAUGGUAGUAGAGGGGCGGGGCCGGAGGGACAUGAGUAAGUGACGUCAGCUCCCAGUUCGCCAGCAACAGAGUGAAACAAACAUGGCGACAGAAUGGAGCGGGCAGCAAGGCUACGUUCUAACUCUAAUCGUUUUCCUUUGGAGUGCAGUCGGGGGACGCACCGAAACAGCCACGUCGAGUGUCAGCAACAGCGGGACCCAGGUGCUCGGUAUGCGGCUGGAGAGGAGCGACAAACCGGCUACGACCACUGACGACGGGGUCAUACAGGUAACAGAGGAGAGCACAGUGCAGCUCCGGUUCUACGGUGUGCAGCUCAACUCGGGCACCUGGGCGCAGAUCCGRUUCACGGAACGAGGGGAUGGGAGCGAUGAGGGGGGGGACAAUAACAUUAUUGACGACACACCUAACAGGACUUGUGUUGAUUUCACCAAAGACUUCAGCAUCGCGACCUACAUGAACACCAGUAGCCGGGGGACCACAGGGGUACUCAGCAUAAACAUUAAACCCCUUCGUAAGAGCGAGCCGCACAAGGAGUAUGGGUUGUGCAUCAAGAGUUUGGCCAAUGGCAGGUGGGCUCUGCUCGGGGAUAGCGACGGGAGACUCCGGGUGGUAGAGGGGGAGAAAACUCUCCUCCCCCUGUGGUUCCAGAUCAUCCUUAUCUGUUGUCUGUUGGUGCUGUCUGGCAUGUUCAGCGGGCUGAACCUGGGGCUCAUGGCUCUGGACCCCAUGGAGCUCCGUAUAGUCCAGAGUUGUGGUUCAGAGAAGGAAAAGAAAUAUGCCCGCAAAAUUGAGCCCAUCCGCAGUAAGGGGAACUACCUUCUCUGCUCGCUGCUGCUUGGCAAUGUCCUGGUCAACACCACACUCACCAUCCUCCUGGACGACUUAAUAGGCUCUGGGCUGGGCGCCGUGGUCGCCUCCACAGUGGGUAUUGUGAUUUUCGGCGAGAUUGUCCCUCAGGCGCUGUGCUCUCGCCACGGGCUGGCGGUGGGCGCCAACACCAUCCAGGUGACCAAGUUCUUCAUGUUGCUCACCUUCCCCCURUCCUUCCCRGUCAGCAAGCUCCUAGACGUGCUCCUAGGCCAGGAGAUCGGCACUGUGUAUAACCGCGAGAAGCUGGUGGAGAUGCUCAGGGUGACGGAACCYUACAACGACCUGGUCAAAGAGGAGCUCAACAUGAUCCAAGGAGCUCUGGAACUCCGGAGUAAGACGGUUGAGAGCGUGAUGACUCCUCUGGCCCACUGUUUCAUGAUCCAGAACGACGCGGUCCUCGACUUCAACACCAUGUCCGAGAUCAUGGAGAGCGGCUACACGCGUAUCCCGGUGUUCGACGACGAGCGCUCCAACAUCGUGGACAURCUGUACGUGAAGGACCUGGCGUUCGUGGACCCGGACGACUGCACCACGCUGAAGACCAUCACUAAGUUCUACAACCACCCGGUCCACUUUGUGUUCCACGACACUCGACUGGACUCCAUGCUGGAGGAGUUCAAGAAAGGUAAAUCCCACCUGGCCAUCGUUCAGAAGGUGAACAACGAGGGGGAGGGGGAUCCCUUCUACGAGGUGCUGGGAUUGGUCACCUUGGAGGACGUAAUCGAGGAGAUCAUCAAAUCAGAGAUCCUGGAUGAGUCCGACCUUUAUACUGACAAUAGGAACAGGAAGAAGGUGGACCCGAACAAGAGGACGCGUGACUUCUCUGCGUUUAAAACAACGGAGAACGAGUGCAAGGUGAAGAUCUCUCCCCAGUUGAUGCUGGCUGCCUAGCUAUUUGUAUCAACAGAAACAGCUGUCUUCAGUCCCUGUCAGGUCACUGAGAAGGUGUUACUGAGGAUCCUGAGGCACCCUGAUGUCAUCCAGGAGAUCAAAUUCAAUGACAGCGACAAGCGAUCCGCUCUACACUACAUCUACCAGAGAGGCAAACCUGUCGACUACUUCAUACUCAUACUGCAGGGGCGAGUGGAGGUGGAGGCUGGAAACGAGAACAUGAAGUUUGAGACAGGACCCUUCUCCUACUAUGGAGUCAUGGCUCUUAGCUCACCAUCACUGGAGUUCCGUUCUCCUACUCACGCGAGCGGUCUGAACCGCUCGGCGUCGCUAAGCUGCACUGAGCGUGGCGCCUCCGGAGAAUGCGGCUCAGUAACUGCUAGCAACACGCAGCUCACCGCCUGCCAGUACACACCAGACUUCUACGUACGGGCUCUCACUGACCUGCAAUAUGUCAAGAUCACUCGUUCUCAGUACCAGAAUGGUCUGCUGGCGUCGAGGCUGGACAGCACCCCCCAGUCCCCCGAGGGCAGCCACCCCCGUCUGGACAGCACCUCUGCUCUCCCGCUCCCCAUCACCCCACCAGCCCCUCCCCGCACCCCCCUCCCCCUGGCCACCACACCUUUCAAGCGCCCGCUUGCUCUCCCCCAACCCACCCCCCCUCCCACCAACCGUACCCCCUUACCCCAAAUCACCACCCCCACUCAAGUCAACCCCCGCUUGGCCCUGCCCCAAUCCACCCCUCCUCCCACCAAAGGCACCCCUCUUCCUCAAACACCUCCUCCCCCCUCCUCGGGUGCACGCACCACUCACCCGCCUCCGCCCUCCACCUCCUCUCUCCCCCACCCACCUCUUCCCUGCACCUCUCUCCCCCCCAAAUCCCCCUCUUCCGCGAAGCCAGGGGGGGAGAACGGGCCGGGUGAGAAGACCUCUCUGCUCUCUGAGCAGCCGCAAAACUGCGUAAGCGGCACACGCAGGCCCAGCUACCCACAAACACACACACAACACCCUCACACACACCAACACCUGCACACACACGUGCACACCAUCAGUCACGCACACACAGAGAGCACCAUCUGA
Messenger RNA from Salvelinus sp. IW2-2015, 3552 nucleotides. The record is from RefSeq and is a predicted model, not a curated record. NCBI's taxonomy places the organism in Eukaryota, Metazoa, Chordata, Actinopteri, Salmoniformes, Salmonidae.